Nasonia vitripennis (jewel wasp) is the source of this 2135-nucleotide messenger RNA. RefSeq names its product hsp90 co-chaperone Cdc37 (gene Cdc37). Lineage: Eukaryota; Metazoa; Arthropoda; Insecta; Hymenoptera; Pteromalidae. The transcript has 7 exons. Gene Ontology annotation, molecular function: protein-folding chaperone binding; protein kinase binding; heat shock protein binding. Gene Ontology annotation, biological process: protein stabilization; protein folding. The coding region runs from base 503 to 1558 and encodes 351 amino acids. Gene Ontology annotation, cellular component: cytoplasm. The record is from RefSeq and is a predicted model, not a curated record.
ACUUUUAACAUUAUAGGUUCAGAGGUUUUUAAAAUUGUCUACUUACUAUUGUCUAAUCUAAUACCUAUUUUGAAUCUUCCAGUAAAAUAAAAUUUUGGACUGGUAGCCACAACACUCCCGCCAUUGGUCAACCUGCGCGCAGAAGUACACCGCGAAAGACUCUAGAAACUGCGCCGGCUCCAGUGCACCAUCAGAAAUCAGAAUCUACCGCGACCAACCCGCGACAGUUAACAAGUGCAAAUUCCGUAUCUCACGAGGAAAGCUGACGACGAGAGUAAAAAGCGAGUAGCCGGUAGCCUUUUUCGGAGUCGAUUUUUCCAGCCUAGCGAAAUCAAGACCGGGUGAAAAUGGUUGACUAUAGCAAGUGGAAAGACAUCGAGGUAUUUGUGCGGAUGUAGCAACAUUUUUGCCAUUUUGUAUCUCAGAUGAUGAGGAUGACACUCAUCCCAACAUCGACACACCUUCAUUGUUCAGAUGGAGACAUCAAGCAAGAAUCGAGAGAAUGGAAGAGAGGGAAAGAGAGAAAAGGGAGCACGAAAGAAAGAAACAGGAAACUCUCAAAAAACUUCAAGAAACUAUGAAGAGAGUAGCUGAAUUAGAAUCAUCAAAAUCUGAUACAACAGACUUGGAUACUUUGAAGAAAGCUCUGCAGGAUUUGGAAAAGGAAGAAGAAAGAAUCAAGAAAGAAGAAGAAGAUCUUAAGAAGAAAGAAAAGCUUACACCAUGGAAUGUUGAUACCAUUGCCCAGCCUGGUUUUACCAAAACUGUCAUAAACACAAAACCAGCAAGGACAAAUGACGAUGCUGAUUUGCCCGAUGAAGAGAAGGAGAAAAAAAUGAAGCAGUUCAUCAAAGAAAAUGAAAAGAAGCUGAAAGAGUACGGAAUGCUGAGAAGAUAUGAUGACAGCAAAAAAUUCCUCCAAGAGAAUACAAACUUGGUUUGUGAAAACACUGCCAAUUAUUUAGUAAUUUGGUGUAUAAAUUUGGAAAUGGAAGAGAAACACGAUCUUAUGGAGCAUGUGGCUCAUCAGUGUAUAUGCAUGCAGUACAUUUUGGAGCUUUCAAAGCAAUUAGAUGUGGAUCCCAGAGCUUGUGUUGGCUCCUUCUUUAGCCGCAUACAAAUUGCUGAGGUUGAAUACAAAAAGUCGUUUGAUGAUGAGUUGAGAUUGUUCAAAGAGAGAAUUCGUAAAAGGGCAGCUGAAAAAAUUGCAGAAGCUAUGAAAGAAGUUGAAGAGGAAGAAAGAAAGGCUCGUUUAGGACCGGGAGGUCUGGAUCCAGUUGAAGUGUUUGAGAGUCUUCCACAGCCUUUACAAAAAUGUUUUGAAGUACAAGAUAUUCCACUACUACAAGAGACAAUCGCGGCAAUGCCAGAAGAGGAAGCACGAUACUACAUGAAAAGAUGCAUCGACAGUGGAUUAUGGGUACCAGAUGCAAAUAAAUCCAAAGAGGGUGAUGAAGCAUCAGAAGAAACAACUGCUGAAACACCAGAUGCCAAUAAGUCAAAAGAAAAUGAUGAGGCAUCAGAAAAAGCAACUACUGGAACACCAGAUCCAGAAUAGCCUUCUAUGAAAUGCAAUUAGCCCUCUAAAUCUCAGAUUCAAGUGAAUUAAUCUAUGAAAAAUUGUUUCCAUUUGUAUAUGUUCACAAACUAUCUUGAAAUGAAAUCAUUGUGCUUCUGUUUCUCAUGUUCUGUAUUAUUAUUAUUAUUAUUAGCUGUACGAGACUUUACAAAUAGCAAUUUCUUUUCUCUACUUGUAAGUGAAUGUCAAGACUGAAAAGAGACAUAUAGAAGAGCAUUUCGUCAUUUUCUUACUAUUGAUUAAAAGUAAUGACACAGUCACAAUCAUUAGCUAUUGGCAUUUAUAGGUAUAGGUAGAAUUAUGUAUAUUUAUUUGAAAAUUUAAUUGAGUUGGCUCUAUUUAUUCAAGCAGACUUUUUACAAAAAUAGAUUUUGACAAGCAGAGCAUUAUUGAAAAUUCUUUGCAAAUGCAACUACUGUGUUUUAACUGAAUACUCGAUUGUGUCAAACCCUUUUAAUCAAUCUUAAUGCUAACACAUUCAAAUUGUACAUACUUAAUAUUAUAAACUGUUUAAAUAUAAAAGCAUUUUGAAUGUAAAUAAAUUAUUUUUUUUUUU